CCACUCACUACUAUGCGUCUGUUGACGUUCUUGCUGCUACUCUUUGCUGUCGUGUUUGUCGCUGCGCAGGACGCGGCCCCGGCCAAAGUGCCGGGUGUUUCCCGAAGACUGCCUGGGGCAUUGUCGAGAAGUCGUACGAGGGGGGAGGCUGUGGGGGGCGAGGAGGUUGAGGGGGUCGAGGAGGUCGAGGAGGUUGAGCUAGAACCAGCAGACAACACCGACGGCGUCCCCGCCGACGCCCUCGCCGACGACCCAUCCCCACCACCACCACCCCACGAGCCCCGCCGCGUGCACGAGCCCUCGUUUGACUGGAGCCCGAGCGUGCUCCCGGUCACGGGUGAAGGCGUCAUGGCCGUCGUGUUUGCGGGCGUGCUCCUCUCGGCAGCAUACUUUGGGCUUUAGGCACCAGGACACAGCGCCGACCGGCCGCCGGCGCGGGCCGCAGCGGCGGCGGCAUCAACAACCAAGUAUAAUCACCAGGCACGGCGUGCUCGGCAUGCACGACACAAUGUAACUCUUGCAUCGGCGUAUCAACUACUUCAUGUCUCGUGUGUCGCGUAUCCUGUCGUCUGUCGUGUCAUGGGGGGAUGGCUCGAGGCCUGGUGCUGCUUGCAAUCAACCUGCACCAGUCAGCAUCACGUCCACCCCACUUCCCACUCACCGCGGUGCUCGACCGUGCGCUGGUACUCGUCAACCGAGCGGAGGUAGGCCUCGGUCUCGCGCUGGUGGGCAUCAAGCUGGCGCUGGUGCUCCUCGAGGCCGCGCUCAUAGUCGGUCUUGUUGUUGUCGUUGUUGUCGCGCUCGCGGUCGUUCUUCUCGCGGUCGCGCUCGGCCUGCUCGCGGUUGCGCUCGGCGUCCUCACGCUGGCCCUCGGCCUCGUCGCGCUGGCGGUCGUCCGCCUGGCGCUGCUCCUCGUCACGCUCCUUCUUCUCGUGCUCGUUGUAGGCGUAGACGCCGCCCGCAGCGGCCGCAGUGGCCGCAACGCCGCCGACAACCGCCGCAAUCUUGCCGUUCGACCAGCCGCCGUUCUCGCCCUGGGCGUCGACAGGAGGCUGCGUGUCUGCCAGAAGUCAGCACUGUUUAACACCCCCCACGUCCCCCUACUCACUCUCGCCGUCCUCGGCCUUCUUGUGCUGGUUGUAGGCGUACGGGCCACCGGCGGCAGCAGCGACAGCUGCGACACCGCCAGCGACCGCAACACCCGUCAUGUGGUCCUGGACAAACUCCUUGACGUCGCCGCCAAAGUCCUUGGCCUUGUCGCCAAAGCUCUCGUACGUGCCGGCGGCCUGCUCCUCGGCCUUGUUCUUCUCGUGCUGGUUGUAGGCGUAGACACCGCCGGCGGUCACGGCCGCGGCUGCAGCGAUACCGCCGGCGACCUGGAGGCCGGUCUUGUGCUCCUGGGCAAACGACUUGGCCUCGUUGCCGAGGAGGGAGAACUCGGCACCGAGCUUGUCGCCAAAGGACUGCUUGUUGUCGGCAGGGAAGGCCUCCUGCUGCUGCUGCUGCUCCUGGUUCUCGUGCUCCUUGUGCUUGUUGUACGCGUAGGCGCCGCCACCGACGAGGGCCGCGGCAGCGGCGAGGCCACCGGCGAUCUCGAGGCCCUUGUGCUCCUGGACGAACGACUUGGACUCGUUUCCGAGCUCGCGGCGCUCGCGCUCCUCGGAGAGGGCGACGUUCUCAACGCCCUGAGUGAUCUGGUCGAGGAUGCCCAUUGUGUGUGGAGGUGGGUG
Messenger RNA from Vanrija pseudolonga, 1730 nucleotides. RefSeq lists its product as uncharacterized. The transcript is spliced from 3 exons. The record is from RefSeq and is a predicted model, not a curated record. NCBI's taxonomy places the organism in Eukaryota, Fungi, Basidiomycota, Tremellomycetes, Trichosporonales, Trichosporonaceae. The coding region runs from base 13 to 402 and encodes 129 amino acids.